GAGGAAGGGAGCCAAAGGUGCUCAGGUGCAUGUUUUCUCGCAGUCAGUCACCUAACUGCAGCCAGCAUGAGUGCUUCCCCGGGGAAGCUGAAUCAGAAGAUCGUGCCCUUCCUCAAGGGCCUCAGCAACGAAUUCCAGCCGCUGCUGAAGAAACACAAAGAGGACAUCCAGCACGUCCAGAAAUGGAUGACCCACCAAAGGCACCUACCGACCAUUUCAGAUGAAUUCGUGUUACUUUUUCUGCACAGCUGCGAGUAUAGCCUGGAGAAGGCAAAAACCACAAUAGAGACUUAUUUCACAAUUAGGGCAGGAGUUCCGGAAUUUUUUGCUCGCAGAGACCCAAAGACUGCUGACGUCAAAAACUCCUUUGAUGUCGCGGAAAUGAUUGCUGUACCAAAGUCAACAAAUAGUGGAUACAGAGUGCUGUUGUACAGGCUCAAGGAAACGGAGCCUAGCAAAGCGAAUUUCGUCGAACUGAUGAAGGCGUUCUUUGUGUUCGCCGACAUCAGGAUUAGUGAGGACGGACUGGCGCCAGGUUACAUCGUCAUUUUCGACAUGAAGGGCGUUUCGAUCGGACACCUCACCAGAGUCUCACUGCCUUCCCUCAAGAAAUACAUGGUCUACAUCCAGGAAGCGCAUCCAGCCCGUCUGAAAGCCAUUCACGUUAUCCACUGCGUGUCCUUCAUGGACAGAGUCAUGGCCCUGGUCAAACCCCUCAUGAAGGGCGAACUCAUGGGACUGCUCCACCUUCACACCGGCGGAGUGGAAUGCAUCAAGGACAUACCUCAGGAGAUUCUGCCCGAGGAUUACGGCGGAAAGGCGCCUUCCACGCCUAAAAUUCACGAGGCUGAUCGCAAGAGGACAGAGACCGAGUAUGUAGAGUGGCUGAAGGCAGAAGAAGCUUUCAGGGCGGACGAGAGUCGCAGGGCGCCCGGUAGUGGCAAAAGUAGCAGCCAAUUGUUCGGCAUGGAAGGCUCCUUCAGAAAACUCUCCAUAGACUAGUUUUAA
Messenger RNA from Neocloeon triangulifer, 1008 nucleotides. Its product is annotated as alpha-tocopherol transfer protein-like. Gene Ontology annotation, molecular function: phosphatidylinositol bisphosphate binding. Bases 67 to 1002 code for a protein of 311 amino acids. Lineage: Eukaryota; Metazoa; Arthropoda; Insecta; Ephemeroptera; Baetidae. Gene Ontology annotation, cellular component: membrane. The record is from RefSeq and is a predicted model, not a curated record. The transcript is spliced from 7 exons.